CUCAGUGGGGUGAUAUUGAUGGAUAAUGUGCGCUCUCAGUGCGUAUUGGCGCUCAGUGUAACAGAUAAAGAUUCUCAACCCCGAUGGAAAUCUAAAGAGGUUAAUUCAGCUGACUCCUCCCAGUGUUGUCAUUUAUCGUAUUAAUAAUCGCGCCACUCGAGUUUCGCCUUAAAAGUGGGAGGGCUGCACGGGAGCGCCGGGAAACCGCGAGGAGCUGUCUCCGUUACGCGUGGUGCUGAAAGUGCCACACGCCGCAUCAUGUGGUCGGUCUUCUUUGUCUUUCUGUCUUAUCUGGACAGAAACUUCGUCAAGGGCGACUUCCUGGACGCGGAGAAGGAGAGCAAAGAGAUGUUCUCCAUGCUCAACGGCACCUUUUGCGCAAAGAUGUCCAGCGUGGGGGAGAAUCUCCUCUACCAGGUGUCAGACGGAGCCGAGGUGGUGCGCUCCGUCGUCAGUCCCUCCGGCAAGCUCGUGAACUGCACCGUCAUAGUGAACCAGAUGCAGGUGAAAUCCUUCAUGCACGAGUGCAGGCUGGGGCUGAAGGAACAGAGAGCCGGGAGCCAGCUGGAGACGCGUUUCACGCGCAUGGAUGAAGCCAAAAUGGUUUGCCACGAGUUCAGAGAGAGGUCCGGGCGCAGCGUCAAGAGGGAGGACAGCGAUGACUCUUCGCUGCAGAACAAGGUGUUAAAAAGAUCCAAGAGGGGCUUCACUUAUCCCGGGACCCUGUGGUGUGGAGCCGGUAACAUGGCUGAUAACUACGAGCAGCUGGGAGACUUUGCAGAGACCGACAGCUGCUGCAGAACUCACGACCACUGUCCUCAUGUCAUCCACGCCUUCUCCUCAAAUUAUGGCCACACCAAUUUCAAGUGGCACUCCAUCUGCGAUUGUGACUGUGAUAAUACGUUGAAAACUUGUCUGAGGAAAGUCAACGACACAUCUUCCAGGGUUGUUGGUCAGGCGUUCUUCAACGUUAUUGGCGUGCCUUGCUUUGAGUUAACCUAUGAGGAGCGAUGUGUAGAGCGGCACUGGUAUGGCCUCUGUAAACGAUAUGAGAAGCUCCCCAUUGCUCUGCUGCAAGAGGCGGUCCCAUACGACUUUGGUGGUAUUGAUGUCAUCGAUGAGCUGACAUUGGCUCCUCCCAAGAAUAAAGAAUCCGAAAAAACUGAGGAGGAAGAGAAACCGGAGAGUCCAACUCAGUCAACCAUGCCAGGCCCUGAACAGCCCUCACUCACAAACGUCGUCACCGCCGCCGAGGACUUCAUCAAGGUCCUUGCUACUGUCUCCACCUCGCAAAGCUCCACCAACGACUCUGACAAAGAGACUCAGAGCUCAGAGAAGAAGAAGAGGAAGAACAAAGGGAAGAAGAAGAAAACCCCUAAAAAGCAUAAAGGAAAGGGGAAUAAAAGGAAGCAGAAAGCAGAGGCAGGUGUCAAAACAGACGACAGAGCUGCGGUUUCGCCUUCUGGCAGCAAACCAGGGGAAGUCAUCGCCCUGAUUAACUUCAUCAGUGAGUCACACAAACAUGACCAGUCAAGUACAAACAGAGCAGGUGACAAUGAAUAUGAGCUCAAAGGAAAAGAGGAGCCCUCCAACGAAGUCAUGAAAGAUGAACCAGCUAUGGAUAAGGAGACGCGUUCCACCACGCCAUCACUGAUAGUCCAGAAGAAGCCAGCAGAGGAAAUUACUCUUUCUGCAAGAACAAACACAACCAUUAUUCCACGUAAAGCAAGAACCAGAGGGAUAAGAAAGGGCGGGAGAAAGAAGAGCAAGAAAGUUCCUCCUCCUUCUUCUGAGGAGGUUGUAAGGAACACAACAGACAAGUCAAGUGACAUUUCUGUCCCCACCUUCAUUACCAUAACCCCGAUGCCACAACCCCAGCAACAAAGCCUUCAGAGCGACCCUGAAAAGCGACCUGUCGUCAGCACUGCUGGUACCCCCACUGGAAUCACCAAAGUCAAAAGGAACAGGUCAAAGGAGAGGGGAGACAGAGAGGGGAGGAAAAAAAGGAGGAAAGUCAGCUCAGCUUCCCCCAUUGUGGCUGUUGCCCAUGAAAAUUCCUCCGUGGACAAUCUGAAUGUGAUCCCUCUCAACAGGGCUCCCACUGUAAGACUGGUCUCCACUGCAGAGCCGCCGGUUUCUCACCGGCUGGACAUUUAUGGAGGGAAAAGAUCCGACCACAGUACAACUCCGAACUCUUCCUUUAGUGUCUUGAAGAGGCGAAGAUCAAAGAAGAGAGGACUGAGAAGGAGGAAGACGGCUUUGCCUUUUUCAAGUGAAAAAACAUUUUAUCACAACAUCUCUGACAAUUUGCCCCCUAUUCCCACAACUCCAGCCCCGGGUAGCAACACUCUUGCAAUUCGAUCCACAGAAAGUCUUCCAACUCAAAGUGUAUGGAGGCUUUUUACAACAGCGCCCCCUGCUGUCAGUGCAAAACGACACAGGCCAACAAUCAGGCGGCAGAGGAAGUCGAGACAGAAAGCCAUGCCCACUACUCUCAGCAAUGGACUUUCUGUCCUUGAACAAACUGAACACAUACCAAUGACAUUUACAACCCCGCCGUCCAAAAUCACCACCACUGACGAGCUCAGUCCACAGACGUCCGACAGGCCCUGCAUCACCACCUCAGCUCCUCCCGCCAUGAGCCCGAUUCAGAUAACGAUUGAGAAAGUAAAGGCACAAUUCACCAGGAAGAAGAGGAGGAAAGCAGCAGCGCUAUCUAUCAGACAACAAUGAGCCAUGUGGUGUGAGAACAGCGGGAUAUGCUUAAAAAAAGGCAUCCUAGCUGGCUAUGCUAGCUUCUGUCAAUCAGAUAAAUCUGCUUCAUAAUGAGAUAAAUGAUACAUAUUCAAAAUAUAAUCUUCUUUGUUCGACAUUAAAAUCACAGAUAUGGACGAAAAUCAUUUAGAUUGUAAAGUGUGGAUCAUGUUUUGUUAUACUUUAUUCUGGAUGGGUGUAAUACAUUUACAUCUGAAUGACCAUGAAUGUAUUUCACAGUGCUUCCAUGUAGCUAUGUUGAGUGAUAAAAUGAAUAAAGUAAAAGAAAAUUCUUUUCAACAAUA
Hippoglossus stenolepis (Pacific halibut) is the source of this 3059-nucleotide messenger RNA. It is a transcript of the gene proca1, whose product is annotated as protein interacting with cyclin A1. Gene Ontology annotation, biological process: arachidonate secretion; phospholipid metabolic process. The record is from RefSeq and is a predicted model, not a curated record. Gene Ontology annotation, molecular function: A2-type glycerophospholipase activity. The transcript has 4 exons. Lineage: Eukaryota; Metazoa; Chordata; Actinopteri; Pleuronectiformes; Pleuronectidae. Bases 259 to 2733 code for a protein of 824 amino acids.